AUGCCUUCUUGCCCCCAACCUUGGUUCGUGGUUGUAAAGGAAUAUCAAAACCUCGGGAAUGGGAGUCCACCCGAGGCCCUCACGGAAGGCCUGGCAGCAGCAUCCUUGGAACAGUCAUCGUGGAGAAUGGAGCCCCAGAUGUAUGUGGGCACAGAACAAGGAAGCUGUGUUGCAUCAUCCAACGAUAAAGGCUCUGGUGACCAGGGGAUGAAGUGUAGCUUUCAUCUUAUCUCCGAAAGGGCACGGCCCAUUGCUGAGGGGAUUGAGAAAUCCUGUCCUCUCCCAUCAGCUUACCCUUUGUGGCAACAAAGGUCUCCACACCAAAUGGAGCUGACUCAGUGA
Messenger RNA from Rangifer tarandus platyrhynchus (Svalbard reindeer), 342 nucleotides. NCBI's taxonomy places the organism in Eukaryota, Metazoa, Chordata, Mammalia, Artiodactyla, Cervidae. The record is from the annotation of a GenBank genome assembly.